UUUCUUUCGCCUAAUAGAUUCCGAUGACCAGCGCCAAAAGUCCAUAUUCCACGACAAUCCUUUUCAUCCCAACCAAAAUCGCAACAAACGCCUUCCCCUCCCACACUAUACAUUCCCUUCCCUUUCACUUUCUUCACAUUUCUAUCGCCCAAUUCUCUCCCUUUCCCACAUCACCGACGUGAGUGCUUGCCUCAGCGCCUUUUCCCUCUCACGCUAUUUCCUCUACCCUCGCCCCGUGCUUCUCGCUCCAGCCUAAAUGCAGAUCUCCGUAUAUAAAUAUAAACUAUACCCACGAGUGAAUUGUGGGUUCAGAUCCGAUUGAGGGCAUUUUAAAUUCUGCAUUGAUUGCUUGUGAGGUAAGAUGAACUGGGCUUUGCUUUAUAUCUUUGGAAAUUCUUUGGGUAUGUUGUUAGUUGAUUGCUUGUAAAUUGUGGGUCGGUGCAAUGAAAACAAAUUGGGGCUUUGGUUCGUCUUUGCGAAUUUUCUGCGUAUGUUAAUGAGGGGUUGGUUUUGUCUUUGUUCGUUGAUUUUUGAGUAGUUUCUCGAGAUUUGUUUGAUUUCAAAGAAAAAAAAUGGAGCUUUCUGACGGAAUUAGUCCUAGAAAGGCGAGGCAUGAUGACCCAGAUCUCGAAACCUUCGAAUUGGAAUCAUUGGACCAUGGUGUUAGAUAUGAUCAUCAGUUUUAUUCAACCAGUGCCCUCGAGAUUUUGAGGGAAACCGUUCGAAUUCUUCGGUACAAUUUGAUGGGAUUCACGUGCAUAGCUGCAUUGCUUAUUUGUCCUGUAUCGGCCCUUGUUUUAUCAAAUGUGUUGGUGGAUCAGUCCAUUGUCAAGAGGCUGACCAUAAGGCUGUUGUUAGUGGUCGAGUCCAGUGGACUCCCUCUCUGGUCGUUUAUCAAACAGUCGUGCCAAAAGUUUGCAGAGAUGGUCGUUUCGUCUGCAAUGUGCUAUCCUUUCUUCAUCACGUUGUCUCUGUUGUCAAAAGCCGCGGUUGUCUACUCUGUGGACUGUACUUAUUCGAGAAAAACGUUCGACGCGUCCAAGUUUUAUGUAAUUGGCACUAAAAUUUGGAGACGCGUCGUUUUGACGUACUUGUGGGUUUGUGGGGUGAUUUCUGGUUGCCUCACGCUGUUUCUUGUUCUCCUUGUGGCUGUGAGCAGCUUGUUUUCGAUAAUGGGGGUUGCUUCUGAUUUAAUUGUUUAUCCCGCAAUGAUAGUGGGACUUGCAUUCUCAAUCAUUUUCGCAAAUGCCAUCAUAAUUUGUAACAUCGCCAUUGUAAUCUCUGUAUUGGAAGAUGUUUCAGGCCCGCAGGCUUUGUUCAGAGCUAGUGUCCUGAUUAGGGGCCAGACUCAGGUUGGUCUUAUGAUAUUUCUUGGGUCAACAAUUGGUAUGGCAUUCAUAGAAGGAUUAUUUGAGCAUCGAGUGAAGACUCUGAGCUAUGGAGAUGGGACUUCAAGGAUAUGGGAAGCACCCCUUUUGGUGCUUAUGUAUUCGUUUGUAGUGCUUAUCGAUUCGAUGAUGAGCGCGGUAUUUUACUUUAGUUGUAGAUCAUCUUACAAUAUGGAAGCUUUAAAUGGAGAGAGCCAACCGGUUUUAGAAGCCAUGACCAUUUCCUCUGGAUCUUUGGAAACCGAGUGAUACCUUCUCUAGGAUUUUGCAAGUUUUUUCUGAUAAAUGAUAAAAGGUGGAUGCUGGUAUGUUGCAAUGAGGAUGCCAAGAAUCUUGGUCUUAAAAGUUCACCUUCGAUGGUCAAUAACACAGGAGCUGCGGGCCAUGACAUCUGAAAGCUGGUAACUCCAAGAUUAUUGAAUAAUUUAUAUUCCUUCUGUGAAAAGUCAUGUUUUGUUGUUGUUGUUGUCAAUUAUAGUUGAUACAAAAUUUCUUGAAGUCAUUGUAUCCAUGUUGUUUCAUCAGCUGUACAUCUUAUGAUAGCAUUCAAUAAAAUUGUAUACACAGUUUGGCUCCA
Messenger RNA from Rhododendron vialii, 1965 nucleotides. RefSeq lists its product as uncharacterized. The record is from RefSeq and is a predicted model, not a curated record. Lineage: Eukaryota; Viridiplantae; Streptophyta; Magnoliopsida; Ericales; Ericaceae. Bases 573 to 1637 code for a protein of 354 amino acids. The transcript has a single exon.